This is a messenger RNA of Prosopis cineraria, 1888 nucleotides long. Its product is annotated as kinesin-like protein KIN-1. The record is from RefSeq and is a predicted model, not a curated record. Lineage: Eukaryota; Viridiplantae; Streptophyta; Magnoliopsida; Fabales; Fabaceae. Gene Ontology annotation, molecular function: plus-end-directed microtubule motor activity; ATP binding; microtubule binding. The transcript has 15 exons. Gene Ontology annotation, biological process: cytoskeleton-dependent intracellular transport; microtubule-based movement. The coding region runs from base 221 to 1630 and encodes 469 amino acids. Gene Ontology annotation, cellular component: microtubule; kinesin complex.
UUACCGCCACCACAGCCAUCGCAAAAUUCCCAAUCUUCGCCUAUUAUUCUCUGUGAGAAAUCAGACACUCGAAGCCAGUGGAAAAUAGACGGAGAUCGCUGUUAAUGUACAGCUAACUUCCAAAAAUAUAUGUUUCGUAUUUUAUUCGAGAUAUCGUUCACGGCAGGUUCAAAUCAAGAUCAAAGAAUUGGAGUGAGCAACCUAUUUGCAACGAAGCAAGAUGUCAAAUAUCACUGUUUGUGCCCGCUUCAGGCCUCUAUCGUCUAAUGAGAAACGAAUUGACGAUAGUUCUGUCUGCAUUCGACGUAUAGACACAGAAACUUUUGCUUUCAAGGACGAGAAGGAAGAGGAUUUCACGUUUAGCUUCGAUAGAGUGUUCUAUGAGAAAUCCGAGCAGGCUGAUGUCUACGAAUUCCUAGCUCUUCCCAUAGUUCGAGAUGCCGUUAAUGCUAUUAAUGGGACAGUUAUCACUUAUGGUCAGACUGGGGCUGGGAAGACAUAUAGCAUGGAGGGACCGGGAAUACUGGAACUCGAUGAACGUAAGAAGGGGCUGCUUCAAAGAGUUGUGGUUGGACUAUUUGAUUCCCUAAAUCGUUCAGAUGAAGAAGACAUAAAGUAUUCAAUCAAGCUGUCAAUGGCUGAAAUCUACAUGGAGAAAGUUAGGGACCUACUCGAUUUAUCAAAUGACAAUAUACAGAUUAAGGAAAGCAAAACACAAGGAAUAAUAUUACCUGGUGUAGCAGAGAAAACCGUAGAGAAUCCUGCCGAAGCAUUACAAAGCCUAUCUAGGGGGAUAGCUAAUCGAGCAGUUGGAGAGACCCAAAUGAACAUGGCUAGCAGCAGAAGCCAUUGUGUUUAUAUAUUCACAAUCCUGCAAGAACAUACUAAGCAGAAAAGGUCGAAGUCUGGUAAAGUAAUUCUUGUAGACUUGGCGGGGUCUGAGAAAGUGGAGAAAACAGGAGCUGAGGGCAGAGUUCUAGAAGAAGCUAAGUCCAUAAAUAAAUCCCUUUCUGCCCUUGGGAAUGUAAUAAAUGCUCUCACUUGUGGUUUACCAGGAAAAGUAAACCACAUCCCUUAUCGUGAUUCCAAGCUCACUCGAAUUCUUCAGGAUGCGCUUGGAGGGAAUUCUAGGACUGCAUUACUCUGCUGUUGCUCACCCAGUUCCCUCAAUGCACCCGAGACCUUAUCCACUCUUCGAUUUGGUGCAAGGGCGAAACAUGUAAAAACCUCCCCACAUGUCGAUUGCAGUGAAGAAAAAUGCAUCAAAGAUUACUGUGCUUCCCGUCCACUAGCCGAUGAGUCGUGCGCUAGAAUUCUGACCCAGUUAAGGGAAAGAAUGAAUGUUGAUGACGUAAAGUUACUAGAGGAAUUAUUCAUACUAGAGGGCAUUGUAUUUGAUCCUCAAUCAGUUGAAGAACUGGAGUCAGAUUAUGAAGACCUUACUUUACAGACGAUAUCCUCACUACAAGCAGCCAUGGAACAGGUCAGAUCGACUGUUGUCGAGCUUAAAAGGGAGAAUAGCAUUCUCAAGGCGAAACUUAAUGCUACCACCAAAUCUGAUGCAUGCAAGGAAGUUAAAAAUUCUGUUUUUACAAAUAUGAUUUCAGGCAUCCUGGCUUUUUUCCGGUAGCAGGUUGGUGGUUCACGCUGCCUCCUCAAGUUGCUCGCAAUAACUUUUCGUUCAUAGUUGGUGGAUUUUUUUCCUUUUGGCCUGAAUUCAUCCUUAGUGUUAUUACUUGACCAGACAAAGGAAAAAAAAAAAAAACCAGAAUCCUUAGUAUUGUUGACCUGUGAAUAAUAUCAAAACUUGACUGGCGCGCUAAAGAGUUGCAAACUCGCAAUGCAAUAUAUUACCGUGUCAAUAGGACUGUUUGACUUCUGUGUUUAA